Molecule: messenger RNA, 993 nt
Organism: Labrus mixtus (cuckoo wrasse)
Lineage: Eukaryota; Metazoa; Chordata; Actinopteri; Labriformes; Labridae
Product: astacin-like metalloprotease toxin 5
Exons: 10
Coding region: 52-840 (262 amino acids)
Biological process (GO): proteolysis
Molecular function (GO): metalloendopeptidase activity; zinc ion binding
Source: RefSeq, a predicted model, not a curated record
AAUGAUCCUAACAAGGUGGGAGGACUCAGAAGCUUCAGUCUGUCUGAGAUCAUGCUGCAGCUGCUCCUCUCUGCUCUUCUCUUUGUUCCACACCUUCAAAAUGUCAACGCUGGUCCCAUUCAAGAGACCACAAAAGCGUCGCAGGAAGACGGGUUCAUCAAAGCGUUGGAGUAUAUGAAGAAAAACCCCGAGACUUUAGACGAGCUGAUGAGCAGAGACUACGCGCUGACCGAGGGAGACCUCCUGCUGUCAAACGACAGGAACGCCGUGCAGUCCGUGUGGCCGACGCACGACAUCGCAUACGUCAUCAAUGAGGAGCUAGCCCACAGGACGAAGGACAUCCUGUCUGGGAUGGCGAUGUUGUCCGAACACACGUGUUUGUCGUUUCACGAGCGAACGUCUGAGACGAACUACCUGCUGUUCAAAGACAGCAAAGGCUGUGCGUCGUACGUGGGCUUCAGGGGAGGAGAGCAACCUGUGUUUGUGGGGCCGCCGUGCAUUGUGGGUAACAUCGCCCAUGAGAUUCUCCACGCUCUGGGCUUCCACCACGAGCACACGAGGAUGGACCGAGAGGAACACAUCACCGUCAUGUCGCACAACAUCAUGUCAGGGAUGGAGAGGAACUUCCAGAAGAAAUCUGGAGAGACGUUUGGACUUCCCUAUGACAUCACCUCCAUCAUGCACUACGGCAGUGCCUUUUUCUCGGCCAACCGUCUGCCCACCAUCGUGUCAAAAGGUGAGGAGACGAAGAUGAGGAUGGGACAGAGAGACAGACUGACGGAGAGAGACAUCGAGAGAGUCGCACGGCUGUACGGCUGCGACGUCACAAAAAGCAAAUGAAGAUGAGCGGUGACGAAGGUAAAGAGGAGGACUCGAACAUCAACACAUGCCCCUUGUUCAUCUGCAGCAGCCCACCACCGCCACAGGAGGGCGCCACAGCACCAGCUGAGAGACUGAACUGAACCUUUUACUAAUAAAAACAACAGACCUGCA